Leptonychotes weddellii (Weddell seal) is the source of this 702-nucleotide messenger RNA. RefSeq names its product G protein-coupled receptor 78 (gene GPR78). Gene Ontology annotation, biological process: adenylate cyclase-activating G protein-coupled receptor signaling pathway. Gene Ontology annotation, molecular function: G protein-coupled receptor activity. The record is from RefSeq and is a predicted model, not a curated record. NCBI's taxonomy places the organism in Eukaryota, Metazoa, Chordata, Mammalia, Carnivora, Phocidae.
AUGGGCCCGGGAGAGGCGCUGCUGGCCGUGUCGCUGCUGUCCAGCGCGCUGGUGCUGCUCUGCGGCGCCUAGACAGCCGAGCGGCGGCGCGCCUUGCGCGCUUUCCCGGUGAACCUGUCCCUGGGCUGCCCGCUGCCGGCGGCGCUAGACAUGCCCUUCAUGUUGCUCGGCAAGCUGCGCGGGCAGCCGCCAUCUGGGCCCAGCGUGUACCAGGCCGCAGGCUUCCUGGACACCUUCCUGGAGUCCAACUCUGUACUUAGCAGGGCGGCACUGAAUGCUGACCGGUGGCUGGCGGUGGGUUUCCCACUCCACCAUAGCCAUACGGGUCCUGCUUGCUUCCCCUGCCGGUGCCCCGCCGAGCUCCACGCUGCUGGCUUUGCACUGCUGUUCCCUGUGCUCGGCCUCCCCUGGCUCAAGAUGCUGUGGGUGGCCCAGAGCCACUGCCGGCACUUUGAUGUCGACACCAUGCAGGGGCUUGUGCUGCUCAUGCACCUGCAUCCCAGGCAGAUCGGCAUCUUCAUCGGGUCCUUCGUCAUCUGCUUAGCCGCAUACAUUGUGACCAGGCUAGUGAAGUGUGUGUCCUUCGUCACUGUUAGCCCUCCCUGGGGCAUCCUGAGCAAGUACCUGAGCUACGGCUGGGCCGUGGCCGACCCCUGCGUGGCCUUCCCCCAGGUCCUGGCCGGCAUCCCAAUCGGCUCCUGA